GUGUGUAUGUGUGUGUGUGUGUGUGUGUGUGUGUGUCUGUGUGUGUGUGUGUGUGUGUGUGUGUGUGUGUGUGUGUGUGUGUGUGUGUGUGUGUGUGUGUGUGUGUGUGUGUGUGUGUGUGUGUCCAACACAACUGGGCACCGACAGUAUGCACUGUCAAGCACCACCAUGCACGACCCCUCCGCCCUAUCCCAGUUGUGUCACUCGGAUCAGAUGUGUUGUGCUGAGCUGUCCCGUGUUACGCUGUCGUCGCUCCAUCACCCGGCUCGCAAGAGAGCGAUCGCUUCCGUGCCACGUCUACUGCCUCUCCAAGCCAAACAGACAAAUCAAGAGACCCGGGAGUCGUAGCGCCCGACCAAUACAGGCUGGCGCGCAGUGCAUACUGUACCUCCUCCAUCGGGGCAUGCCCCACUGCCCCCUGACGCUGAAAGCCCGCGGCGCGACGCGGCAUGGCGCGUCCCGCUAAAGUCGGACUAAAUGCCUUCCAUCGGCUCGCUGUGGGCCGCAUGGCGAGGUGGCGUACGAGGGUAUCGCUGAAGAUGCAGCCCGAUUGCGGAUUGUCUCAGUUCUAGUCUUGCUGGUAUGCGGUGCGGGUGGAUGGAGGUGCUCGCGGGAAUCUCGCCUUGAUGUCUGAGCCGUCGAUAGCUGUGCUCGCCAGUUUCCCCUGAACCUGGCGUUCAUUCCUCUCCUUAUUUAUUCGUGUUCCGCGUUUCUUUCUCCAUUCCGUCCUGGUUCUAUCACUAUCGUUUCGUCUUGCGACUGGGUUCAUUCAUCCUGGUUUCGUCGUCCUCUCUUCACUGGUUUCGUCUCCGUCCUGCCUUCUCUCGCCCGUUUGCCUUCUCUCGCGUGCCACGCCCGUGCUGCUUUGCUCCUUACCCGUUCCGCUCUUUUCCAGCCAUGACUGGUAAAUCGUUAGUCCGCCUGCUAAGCGCGGAUCGGAUUGUGCUGCCUGUCGCAGAGGAAGUCGCCAUGCACAUGGACCCUGUGCGACAGGCGAUCAAUUGCGACCGCGCAUCCGACGCUCCUGCAGGCGGCGACGGCGACGGUGACGCGAACGACAAGGAAGGAAACGCCAUAAGCGGGCCCAUCGUCAGCACUGGUGGCUGCUCUUACAACACUAACAGCAGCAGCAGCAGCAGUCGCAGGGCGAUUUCAGGCGACGAUUUACCUGUGAUAGCUGUGGACGCGACGAGUCAAGGCGUGGCGAAGGCGAUUCAGUUCUGCGAGCACCAAGUUGAGGUGGAAAGGACGGUUACCGAAACGACCAGUAUCGAGGAUGGCAACGGCAACGGGCAGGGGACGUGGGGGGGCAUGGAGGAGGAAGCAGGGAGGGAGGAGUGGGAGGAGCAUUUCAUGGCUAAAGUUGAUGGGGAUGGACUUAUGGAGAUAUUCAAGGCGGCUAAGGCGCUGGGAAUCGAACCGCUGGUGAAUCUGAUGUGUAGGCGGGUGCAGGUUAUGGUGGAUGAGCUGGCACCUCUGGAACAGGAGAAGGCAUGAAGGGGGGAAGAGGAAAGGGGGAGAUACUUGUAUGUUGAGGGAGGAGUGCGGCGGGGUAGGGACAGGUUGGGGCGUGUAAGGGUCAUGGGUGGAGAGAGGGAGGUGGGGGUGAGAGGAAGAAACCUUGGGGCGUUUGAGGGUCAUUGCUUGUCCUGUCUGCAUGCCGGCGAAGACCCUCCAACGCCCCUUGGAGAAUAGUCUCAGAGCAUGUUACUCUGUAUAUAUGGGGUUACUUAGGUUACCCUACUAAAGUACGGUCCGCUGCCAGAGGACUUUGUACAUUGUUGUAUGUAUGGCAUGUGAGAAGUGCGAUAUGAUCAUAUUU
This is a messenger RNA of Closterium sp. NIES-67, 1822 nucleotides long. The record is from the annotation of a GenBank genome assembly. Lineage: Eukaryota; Viridiplantae; Streptophyta; Zygnematophyceae; Desmidiales; Closteriaceae.